UUAAUUUGAAAUUUUGUUUAGUUUUAAGUGAAAAAAAAAAUAUUUGAAAUAAUGGAAAGUACAGUAAUUGAAAAAUUUAAUGGAGUUUAUUUACUGUACUGUGAAAAUGUCAAGUUUAAGGGACGUACUUAUAUAGGUUAUACUGUCGAUCCGGUAAGGAGAUUGAAACGUCAUAAUGCGGGCUUUGAUUUUGGUGGCGCGAAAAAAACGAGCAAUAAAGGACCUUGGAACAUGGUUUUAAUUAUUCAUGGCUUCCCUAAUUCUCGAUUGGCGCUCCGGUUUGAAUGGGCGUGGCAGCAUUUGGAUCUAAGUCUGCACACCCGUCACUUGUCAAAAAAAAAAUCAAAUCAAACCCAAGUUAAUUAUUUGAUAACUUCAGUAGCGGAAAUGCUAAAAGUCUCUCCCUGGUUUCGGCUCCCGCUGACAAUUCAGUGGCUCGAUUUAAAAUUUUCAAGUGACUAUUUAUUGAAACUUAAAUUUCCUCAGCACAUGAAUAUUCAGUACGGAGCAAUUGAGGCCAAAAAAAUAGGAUGGGUCGAAAAACAAAUGAAGAAAAAAAAUAAAAUAAAUGGAGAUCAAGAUAAAAUUGAUGAUUUUGAGGAAAUUAAUUGUAUUAGUAGUUUUAAUAAUUGUUAUUUAUGUAAAAAAAAUGUCGACCUUAAUGACAGAGUUGAGUGUGUGUACAAAAACUGUAAAUUAAUUAGUCAUAUUAUUUGCUUAGGAAAUUUAUUUACAAAAAAUGAUAAAAAAAUUCUUCCUAUAAAUGGAAUUUGUCCAUCGUGUGAUAAAUUAGUAUUGUGGGGUGACAUUGUUAGAAAAAAAUUAGGUUGUUAUGUUAAUAUCGAUUAAUUAAUAAGUAUUAAUUAAUUAAUUUAAUUUAAUUUUUUAUAUUUUUAUUUUUUUGGAGUUUUUUUGAAUUUCUGACUCAAGUUAUUGAGAUAGGGUAAAAAUGUACUGAAAUAAUUUUGUAGGGAAUUUAAUUUUGAACAAAAAAAGUCCUUAUAAAUUUUUGGAUAAAUUUGAAACUUUAGACAGAAUUUUGAAUUUAAAUUAUAGAGUUUUUUUCUGCUGGGGAAAUUUAAAUUUCCCGCGGCUUUAAAUCAAAAUUGUGGGUUAAAUUUUGCAGAUACGAAAAAAAUGUAAGAUACCUUUUUUGUCAAGAAUUUAAUUCUAAACAAAAAAGUCCUUAUCAAUUUUUGGAUAAAUUUGAAACUUUAGACAAAAUUUUGAAUUUAAAUUAUAAACUUUUUUUCUGCUGGUAGAAAUUUAAAUUUCCCGCGGCUUUAAAUCAAAAUUGUGGGUUAAAUUUUGCAGAUACAAAAAAAAUAUAAGAUACCUUUUUUGUAGAGAAUUUAAUUCUCUAUAAAAAAGGUCCUUAUCAAUUUUAUGAUAAAUUUGAUAGUUUUGUCACAAGAGAAGAUGUAAGUUCAUAC
This is a messenger RNA of Microplitis demolitor, 1433 nucleotides long. It is a transcript of the gene slx1, whose product is annotated as structure-specific endonuclease subunit slx1. Gene Ontology annotation, molecular function: crossover junction DNA endonuclease activity; 5'-flap endonuclease activity. Gene Ontology annotation, biological process: double-strand break repair via homologous recombination. The record is from RefSeq and is a predicted model, not a curated record. Gene Ontology annotation, cellular component: Slx1-Slx4 complex. Bases 52 to 849 code for a protein of 265 amino acids. The transcript has 3 exons. NCBI's taxonomy places the organism in Eukaryota, Metazoa, Arthropoda, Insecta, Hymenoptera, Braconidae.